Dermacentor andersoni is the source of this 1467-nucleotide messenger RNA. RefSeq lists its product as uncharacterized. The record is from RefSeq and is a predicted model, not a curated record. Lineage: Eukaryota; Metazoa; Arthropoda; Arachnida; Ixodida; Ixodidae.
GUGUUGACAGCGCAAAUGCCCAGUUCUUCACGCGCCUUGGAAGACAGCCGGAAACCGAGGAGCUAUACUCGCGGACAACGUUUCUUGGCCGUGAAGCGAAGGCUACGGAAACCAAGCGCGCCUCUUUCAACGCUGCUAGCCAUGACAGGCGUCGUAUUGCUGCGAGAUUUCGAAUGCGGCAUCCCCAAGGACCUGCGGGUUACUUUCGUCGACGAGUUGCCGGAGGAUGCACUGUGUAUUCAGUGUGACAACGUGUCGGCCCAAUUGUACAGAGACUUGCUUGGCCAUGGCUACUGCACGUCCUGUCGUGCCAUGUGUGAGCGAGGCGGGGCCUUCGCGUGCGCUACUUGUGAAAAGGCAUACAAAACUUGGGAGCUUACGGCAGAUUUUUCAGCACCAGACAAAAUAAAAAAAUUGAGAGUCAUCUGCCCCAAAUCGAGUGAACGUGAACCUGUACCCAUAACCUUCAGCGCCCUAAAGGCCCACCUCAAGCAAUGCUUUUGUAAUGAGGUCGCUAAGAAAACUGAAGGGUCGAGUACACGCUCUUACGCCACGGUUCUCUCGCCCCCACUAUCAGCAAAUCAACAAAGUGCCGCAUACUCGGCUGACAAGAAAGAAGAAACCAUCGUCGUAAAGGUCAGCGUGUGCCCCCUGUGCAACGAUGGGAUGCCCAGGAAACUCAUGAGAGGUCACAUGAAAGAAUGUUUUCAAAAGCUGCAAGACAGCUUCCUCUACGAGGUGUCGCUCCCUGAGCAAGAAAUUUCGGAGAGCUUCAAUGGCACUGGGCGACAUGACACUUUCGAUGACGUUGGGAUGUCGCAUGCAGCUAACAAGUUCACUGCGGCGCACACCAGUCCUUUCGCAAGCGGCGUUUGUUCUUCUAGGCAAGAGCAUCCUGUGUCUUCAACCGAAUCCUCCAAGCUCGCUCGUCUGCUGCAAGAGGCUCUCUCGAAGAUAUCCCAUCUGGAAAAGGAAGUAGCAGAGCUUAAAAAGGUGGCUAACAAAGAAAAGGGCGUGAUGGAGAUGCUCCAAGUUGCAGUGCCAGCAAUACAAGGAGACAUGAGGAACGUCCAAAUUCGAUGUGAAAAACGCAUUGCAAUAUCGGAAAAGUCACUCAAGGAAUGUCACGGCUCCCUCCAAGAAGCUUUGUCCGUUAUCAGCGAAGAGACAAAAGCCCGUCUGGAUGCGGUUGAAGAGUCAAUGAAAGAUAUGAACGAAAAGGUUUCCACUGUAGCCCACAGCUUGCAGGAACAAAGCCGGUAUCUGCAUGCAGCCAACCAGCUACUCUUAGACCAGUUGGAAGAGAUUACAAACAACUUCUAUAAUGUGCUCAACUUCGUUAAUGAGGGUCAAGGAAAGCAGGCUCACGGGCAUUCCAAAUAGUUUGAUCCUGAGCACUGAGAUCAACACAGUGUUUGCUAGAAGCAUGCUACGGAGAAAUAAAUUUAUUUUGUAAUUUUUUUUCAA